UUACAGCAGACGACAGGGGGGCCGACUGACUGACACUGUUUACAAACAAUAUAAUAUUGUGGCCCUAACCUGUCGUGUGAUCGUCGUUGUACGUCGUUGUACGUGGCUGUCAGUUCUUUUUAAACAACUAACGCAGCAGAAUAAUUUUGUUUCUGACAGAAGAACUGAUCACAUCAGCCUACAUAGGAGAAUUACAAUUCCACUGGAGUUGAAAACGUGAAUUCUGGAAGCGUUGAAGUGAAAGUGGACAAUGAAACAAGCAAGACCACCAGUAUUCAAACCAUUAACACAUACAGAAAAUACAUCUUUGUUCAAUUUUGAGCCUCCAGCUUCAACAGUAAGGACUUCAGCUCCUACUCCUUUCCACCGUUCAAAUGAGAACCAAAACAUCAAUAAUCAGAGUAAGCUGGGGCAAAAUCAGGAUGUUGGCACAGAGCGCCUUUCAUCACUCCAUGCAAAACUUCAUCAAGAGGCAGACAAAAUUCGAAAGUGGAAAGUUCAAACUGAAAUUGAACUGAAACAAAAGGAGAAGAAGAUACAUGAGGCAUCUACAACAAAUGAAUCACUUCGAAAGUCAAUUUUAGAGCUUCAGCUCCAGAAUGAAAAUCUAAGCUUGAAACUCCAGGAAGAAAUGGGCAAUAGAGAGGAUAUUGUUCAGAGAAUCAGCUCUACAAGACAGCUCUGUAAUAUUCUCAAGGACCAUGCCGUCAAACUGGAGGAAAAACUGCAACAUUGUGAAACGGAAAGAACAGAACUGAAGUAUUUGGAGAAGGAUCACCUUCAGCAGUUUGAGGAGCUGUCUGCAGAAUUCAAGAAACUGAAAAUCACAACCACUGAAAGUUGCAACAGGCUUGUCAAUCAGUUGCAGCUUGAAAGGGAUGACCGUAGCAGGCUUGAAGAAGCAUUAGAAAGCAAACUGACUGAUGCUGAAAUUCAGCUGAAAGUUUUAAUGGAUCAGUGUGAUGAAAAAGACAUAGAAAUCAGAGACGUCAGAACAAUGCUGCAGAGAAAUGAUGAAAAGAUACAUACUUUAGAACAAAGCAAUGCCUCGUUCCAUCAGAAGUCUGAACAACAGCUUGCAGAAAUUAAAUCCAAAGAGAGUGACUUGGUUACAACGUCAGAGCAGCUUCACUGUUUACAGGAAGAAAAAGUCCAGAAUGAAGAAAAAUUGAAAGAGCUAUUUGCUGAACUGGAAAACUUGAAAGAGGCCAAGAGCCUUCUGGAACAGACUGUGGUUUCUUCCAGAACUGAAUAUGAGACUAAACUAUCAUCCCUGCAGCAACAAAUUGAUGGUUUAAACUGCAGCCUACUUUCACAAGUUGAAAUCUGUAAGAAAUAUGAACAACAGUUAUCAGAAAUGUCAUCGCUGUCUGAAAACCUAAAGAGUUCCAAAGAUGUUCUUACACUUGAGAAGACUGAACUGGAAGGAACUGUGAAUGCUUUGAACAGGGACAUUAGUGAGUAUCAGAGGACUAUUGAUGAAAAGAUGAAUGACAAUGCAUGCUUAAAAGAAGAUCAAAGACGACUUAUAGGUGAACUGCAUGAAACAAAGCAACACACUUUGGAGUUACAGAAAACUGUUGAGCUUGAACAAACAGAAAAAGUACAAAAGGAGGAAGAGAACAAACGCUUGCUUGACAGAAUUGCCACCUGCGACAUCACAGUUCAAGAGAAACAUGAAGAAAUUCUAAAGAUAAAGCAACAGUGUCAGAUUUUGGAAAAUCAGCAACAUGCUUUCAGCUCAGAAUUUCUUGAUCUACAACAGUCUCUGAUGGCAGAAAAGGAGAAGGUGACAAAUACUUCCAUUUUGCUUGACAACACUCGAAGAGAACUCAGUUCCAAAGAACAGGAUAUUAAAUCCUUAGAUAGCGAAGCUAAGAAGUUAAAUAAAGACUAUGAGAUGUUACAAAAGGACCUCAGGAAAACAGAGGAUGAAUGUAGGAAGUUGAAUGAAAGUGUGAUCCAUAUGAAGGAGGAAAAUGAACAGUUGACACAGAAAACAGAAGAACUGCAAGAUAUCGUUGACACGUUGAGAGAUGAAAAGACAGAACAGGAUAAACACUUGGAUAAGGAGAUACAGUCAAAGACAAAACAAAUGUCAAGUCUAGAAGGAAAGCACAAAGACUUGAAAGGAGAGAUUACUACAAAGAAUAAGCAGAUCAGAGAACUGGAAAAAGAGAUCAAAGGCUUGAAGUCAAAAUUAACUUCUCAAGUGAAGAGUACAGAAUGCAAAUCAAGGGAGUAUGAUGAACUACAGGAACAAAUGGACACAUUCAAACUUGAAUUUGAUGACAUGAAAUCAAAACUAAUGAUAUCAGAUGAUGACUUGAAGAUGGCAAAGUGGAGGGAAGAACAGGCACUGAAACAGAUGGAAGAAAUGAAAGUAAAACUAGAGAAUGGUUUGAUGGAGAAGAAAGACACAGAGGAACGAUGUGAAUUCCAGCUCUCACAGAUGAUGGCUACCAUGGAAAAGUACAAACAAGAAAAUGGCAAGAUUGUACAACAGAAGGAAAAAGAGCUGGAACUCUUACGAUCUAAAUCUGAUCAGUUUACAUCUUUGAAACAGCAAAAUGAUGACCAGUGUGGAGAGAUGAAGAAAGAACUGGAAGAAAUGAAAGUAAACUUAAACAAGGAAAUAUCUGAGAAGAAUGAAGUUUUGUCUCAGUUGUCACAACAAAGGAAGAAAACUGAGAACUUGGAAAAGAAAUUUGGACAGAAGGAGACUAAAAUAUCUCAGCUACAGGAUGAGAUAAGGACCAUGAAGCAAUCAAAACAGAAAAAGCGUACAUCAAGUGCUCUUACACAGACAAGUCCAAUGUCCUCACCUGUAGCAAUUUCAAAUCCUCCAGCUACAACACCACAAGUGUCAAAGCAGAGACAGCUCUCCCAAUAGCCCGCAAACAAGGACACCUCAGAGUGCAUUCAAAACUCCACAGAGAAGCAUUCUGCGGAAUGUGAACUCAGUAUCAAAGAGGAGAAAGGUUGCCUUUUCAUCACAUGAUGAUUCAGGAAACCACUCAGCAUCAGACUCAGAUUCUUCGACAGAAUUGAUGGAGGUUGAGCUGGAGAAUAUUGAUGUAAGGCAGAUGAAAAAUGCCAAAACUACACCAGUCUUGAUACGCCCCUCACCUAAAGUGAAACCAUCUCCAAAGGUAGCAACACCAGAUAUGAGAAUUGAGGCAACACAGAAAACACCUCUUGUUAGAGUCCCUCGGGGUCCACCUGUUAAACUCAAGGAGAAAAGAGAGGUUUCAAAGUGUGCCAUGCACGAAGAAAGGGAGAAAUUUAAAGAACUCUUACCAAACCAAUAUGGAGAACUGAUUAGCAGCAGGGAAAAUACACAAAAGAUGAAGGUAGACAAACAACCUACCCAUGUCAGACACACUCCUUCCAAGAAUACCACAAAGUUUUUCAAAGGAUCCCCAAGGGAAAGGUUGUACCAAAAAAACAAGAAGGGUGAAAAAGAUGAUAUAGCCUGGUUUGAUUUAGACUCAGUGUUUGGAUUUGGUCCUGAAGAUUAAUUUUUGCAUCAUUUUUAAUUUGGUUGCUUUGUACAGGUUGGCUAAAUGCUUGACCC
Haliotis rubra (blacklip abalone) is the source of this 3577-nucleotide messenger RNA. Its product is annotated as synaptonemal complex protein 1-like. Gene Ontology annotation, biological process: chiasma assembly; lateral element assembly; meiotic DNA repair synthesis. Gene Ontology annotation, molecular function: double-stranded DNA binding. Lineage: Eukaryota; Metazoa; Mollusca; Gastropoda; Lepetellida; Haliotidae. Gene Ontology annotation, cellular component: central element; male germ cell nucleus; synaptonemal complex. The record is from RefSeq and is a predicted model, not a curated record. The coding region runs from base 251 to 2893 and encodes 880 amino acids. The transcript has 31 exons.